UUGAGUGCAGCUUGUUUGAUUUUGCAGGGAUAGUCAUCUGCAGUUUGUACCGAGAAAAACUUGUUAUUUCUGGUUUUGCAGGGCGGAAGAUUUAACAGUUUGUCCAAAGAUUCCAGCUUUACAAUGCGAAACAGCUCAGACAGGUGGCAGAGUUUCCAGCAGAAGCAGCAGCAGUGCGCCACAGUCCCUGAAAUGCACAGCUCCUCCACAAAUUCACUGCCACACUAACGAGAGUUGGAGAGCAAAUCCGGCCCAGGAAGGCUGAGCUGACGGAGGAGCACCGCAGGCCGCUCUGAAUGUGAGGUGGAAACCCGAGGCAGGAAGAGAUGAGGAGAAAUCGGAGAAAAGGAGGCAACAAAGAGAAGGUGUUUGGAUGUGAUCUGCUGGAGCAUCUCACCACCUCCAAUCAGGAGAUUCCUCUGGUGCUGCGAUCCUGCAGCGAGUUUGUGGAGCAACAUGGGAUCGUGGAUGGAAUCUACCGUUUGUCUGGAGUUUCGUCCAACAUCCAGAAACUACGGGGCGAGUUUGAGAGCGACGGCUCUGCAGAUCUGAACAAAGAUGUGUAUCUGCAGGACAUCCACUGCGUCAGCUCUCUGUGCAAAGCUUAUUUCAGAGAGCUGCCCAACCCUCUGCUCACAUACCAGCUGUAUGACAAGUUUGCUGAGGCGGUGGCCAUCCAGCUGGAGGAGGAGAGGCUGGUAAAGAUCAGGGAUGUGCUGAAGGAACUGCCAGAUCCUCAUUACAGGACUCUGGAGUUUCUGAUGCGUCACCUGGUCAAGAUGGCUUCCUAUUCCUCAGAGACCAACAUGCACGCUCGCAACCUGGCCAUCGUCUGGGCCCCCAACCUGCUCAGGUCCAAGGACAUCGAGGCGUCUGGAUUCAACGGUACCGCGGCCUUCAUGGAGGUCCGGGUCCAGUCCAUCGUGGUGGAGUUCGUCCUCACUCACGUCCCUCAGCUGUUUCCUCUCGAAGGCACACCGACAGAGAGGAGGAAGUCCCUCCCCUCGCCGUCAGCGCUGCCCAAUCAGGAGCUUGUGUUCUUCAGGUCUCAGCCUAACUUUGGGAACAUUAGUCCAGGCGAUGGCCCCCUUCCCAUUAGACCCUACCACGCAAUCAUUGAAGGCACAGACAAGAGGAAAGGAUCGCUCAAAGGCAGGAAGUGGAUGUCCAUUUUCAACAUUGGAGGACGAUUCCCAGACCCGCGACGGAAACACAAACACUCUGCCAAGGAAAAGGACAGAACAUCUUUAAGACCUGCAAGAAGCAUGGACUCCCUCAGCACACCGUCUUACCCAAAUGAAGGUUCCAGGCGGUCCGGGCCGCGUCCUCCAUCCACCAACUUGUCCCCUCCGGCCGCCAGCCUGUCUGCACCUGGCUCAGACUCCGCAGCGCCCGCCUGCGGGUUAGGAAGCAGCGAAUAUGCCGUGACCUACCGCAGAGGAACGGGCUUAGUGAGCGGAGGAGCAGGCACCCAGGGGACCUACACGGCUCUGGACCCAGAGGGUUUAGCAGUGCCAGGCAGCGAGGGCGUCCAGACCAGGUCUCCAGGACUCUCCAACAAAGCCAGACGGGCGGCUAUGCACAUCACCGGCCCCACCAUGGUCACUGUGCCGCUACAUAUCACCUCUAACCUGGCGCUGGGGGUUCUUCAAGGAGGUGGCGCUGACAGGGUCAUCAUCCGGGGACGAGACAAAGACGGAGGGGACAAGCAGGACGUCAAGGAGCCAGGGGGAAAGAUCGAGAUCAAGGAGCCAAAAUUAAUGGAGUGGAACGUGGAAGAGAGCAAAAAUGUUGAAGAAAAGGACAGGAGUGAAAUUGAAAAGGAAGAUUUGGACACAGAGGGACAUAAAGGGGCACCAGAAGUUUCUGAGGAGGAGAGGAAUGAAGGAGGAGAAGAGAAAAAAGGUGAGGAGCUAAGAAAAGAUUGUGAACUCAAGGAGACGGGAGACCAACAUGCACCAAGAGAAAAACGAGUGAAAAGCCACAACUCCAGCACAGAGGAAGACAUUCACGAAAACAUGGAGGAUGAAGACAAAGACAGUGAAUACAUGGAAAUGAAGGGAUCAGAGCUGAACUGUCAGCAGGCGGCUGCAGCCUCGCAGCAUGAAGACGACAGCGUUUCUGAUUCUGAUGAUUUUCUAAACUCGACCGAAGCCGAGGAAGAUAACCGCAAGCUGUCAGGCUACAUCCAGGACAACUUUGAGUUCCUGGACCAGAUGGACUGCAGCGCCAUGGACCACAUGGACUGCAGUGCGUCCUAUCAGGUUAACGAGUUCUCUGUGGAGCCUCCUGGUCACUCUUAUGACGAGUAUGAAAUCAUGGCUCAAGUCGAGAGGCUGACGCUGAGUGUGACCGAGGCGACUCCACACAGACCGCUCAGCCUCGACCUGAACAGUCGACACACCAAAUCCCUCAGCUUGCCCUACAUGACGUCACCCAUACGCGGACCGGAGGAGCAGUCCUCUUCUGACGACGUUUCAGAAGAUGAAGGCGAUGAAGAGGAUUACAGCAGCGACGAAGAUGAGAGCAUGUUUGUCAAGAGCCUGCCGCCGGACUUCUUCUUGAGCAAUCUGUCUGGGCUUGAAUCAGACAAGCAGGACUGUUCCGGCCCGGACAGGCGUCUGGUUCAGGAGCUGCAGAGGCCUGAAGGAGAAAGCUGCGAAACGGCGGAUGUUGAACUUUCUGUUUGUAAAGAAACAACUGAGCUUGGGGAGGAAAACACCGGAAACGAUGAGGAAAAGCAAGAGACAGAAAAGGAGGAAGAGGAGGAAUCUUGUCAAGGAGAUCAGCUUGAUGAGGACACACAGAGGACAACAGAUGAAUCUGCAGGCGCUGCAGAGUCCAGUGAAAGUGAAAAAUGUCCAACUGCAGAAGCAUCAACAAGCUGCUGUGAUCAGCUUCAGGAAACCGACGGGCCGACCGGAGCCAAAGCCGAGGAUGGGGAAGAGGUUCUGGAAGAGGUUCUGGAUGAGCCUGGAGACGAUUCUCUUUUGACAACAAUAGAUAAUACGUCAAAAGACAAUGAAGGACAAGUUAGUGAGGAGGACAAUGCAAACAGCAGGACAAAUAGUGACAUUUGGAGUGAGCUUGAGGAUGUUGUUUGUGAAGUGAUUGAGGAUGAGGAGAGUGAGCAGUCUAUGAGGAAAGCUUCUCCAGAGGAAGAUGUCGAAGCAGACGGAGAAGUGGAGGAGGAAGACAUGAUGAAGACAGAGGCGUUAUCACCGGAGCCAAAUGUAGAGAAACCUUCAGAUGAGGAGAGAAACGAGUUAAAUCAAGAAGCUCAGCAUCAAAACAGAGAAGACGCGGUUUCCGAAGAGACAGAAAAGGAGAAGGAAGACAGAGCAGAAAGCAGAACACAACCGAGCGCCGAUAAACAGCCAGUGAUCUUGUCUGAUAUUAGGGACUCAAAGGAAGAAAGUAAUCCUGCAAACAGCAGUGGCAGCCCAGGAGGCGUUGGGAGGAAGCUGGUCGUCUCCAAGCAGCCUAAGGUUUAUCAGGUCAAAGCGGUGCCGGUCGUUCCCCCGAAGCCUCAGCACUGCAAAAUCACCGCGCUGACCCUCCGUCAGCAGCAGCAAGAAAGAGAGAGGAGAGACAAUGCUCUGAAGGAGCGGGACGGAGACGGGGACAGCGAGGCCGCCGAGAAAAAGGACAGGCCGUCAAUGCUCAGAGAGAAGAGGAGGGACGGCCUGGACGCGGCGGUGAGGGACACGAAGAGGAACAGCCCGCUCAGCAUGUGCUUCGACGAGGCGGUGGCCAUCGCAACGCUGAGGCGGGAGAAAGAGCGAGGAAGAGAAGGAGAGGCUGAACCAGAGGGAAAAUGAAGGACAGUAGCUGGGUCUCCAUCACAAACGUGUUACAAAACUUUGUCGACAUUUCGCUUGUGUGGAAAGAAACAAAAUUUCACAAUUGCGUUUUCAUUAAAUAAGAAAAACAAUUAAAAUCACGUGAAUACUUUUGUUCACGUAAUAAGUCCUGAAAAGCCACAGCAGUUAUGUGAUGUAAACAGUAACUGGAGAUUAUAUUCAUAACUCAGCCACCAGCGCUCAUUGCCUUCAGAGGAGACGUCAACGUCUUAUUCAGGCGUUGGAGCGACAAGUCUUUUAUAUUUAAGAACAGCUUUUUGGGGAAAAUGUAGCUGCAGAUUUUAGCUCCAGAUUCAAUAAGUCUGAAUGACAAACUCAUCUUUUUAUAAACUGUGAGAGCUUUGUUCGAGCCAGCUGGACAUUGUCAGAAUAAAACAAAUCUUUAUCCUCCUAUCACUUCCUGUCAUCUUCUUUGGCAUUUCCAACAGUAGUAAGAUCCAGCUGUCGAUCACAUGAUCCCUGUGAUACAAAAAAUGUAUUCCAUGGCAGAUUUUUAAAUUACCUCCCUUUUGAUAUGACUUAAAAAAACACCUGAUUCUAGCACAGAAAUUAGAAAUUUUUUCAAGUUUUCUGCGUUUCCAUGAACCGGAUUUUAAAAAUCCAAGUUUGCCCAAAUGCACUAUUAAUGGAAACACAGCGAGUGAAGGAGAUGCUUCAGAUUCAGCUCGCAAUGUUCACCAGGCUCUCUCCUCAAACGAAAAUAAAACUGUAUCAUUGUUUUAUUUUGUGAUUGCUGCCAUUUUUGUCAUCAUUGUUAAUAUUUAGUUUUAUUGGUUUACAAGCAUCAUAGUAGCUCUGUUGUCCUUAUUAAAAGAAAAACAUUUUACAAGGUCACACACCACCCUUUGCAGUUAUUGCCCCCCCAGUAAAGAUGUGUAAAAAGCUACCACCAUAUGUUUUAGUGGUAAAAUCUCACCAAAAUAUUUGACUCAACUCAUUUUUCAGUGGAAAAAUGCACCUAAACAUCUGUAUAAUCAAAUGUUUAGGUGACCCUUGGUGACCCCAGUAUGCCACUUUGUGGAGACUUUAUUCAUCCUCCAUCACCGGCCUCCUCACUGGAAAGAACAAUGUGGGUUCCAGCUGUUUUGCAACGAGAAGCUACUUAUUUUCUCAUUUGUAUACCGACUUCCCUAACUUUAAUGAUAUAUUUCCUCCUCUUUUGAAAAACGCCUAAUAGAAAUCGGCCACUGUGUCACGUUACACUUCCACCCCAGAACUAGGAACAACUUAAAAAUAUAGAGAAUAAAUAAAAAGAAAAAAAGUUCUGCUUCAUUUAGGUCACCAUAAUUGUGAAUAACUAACAUGAGAGUUUCAAUCCUACUGAAUAAAUGUGCUAAAGUUAAAAGUGUAUUUUUCUAUUUUCUUCAUUUUCAAUGGUGAGAUUAUGGAACUGAAAUGAAAGAUUAUAAUUUAACUUAAGACUUUAAUCUUUACCAGAUUUUUCUCAUUUUAAUUUUGCAUUCGUCAGACACAAAUGCAAUAAGAUGCAUUUAAAAUAAAAGGUGACAUUCAGCUUGUUAUAAUUAAAUUGAAGAGAUCAUUCUAACUUAAUCCCAGGCCUUAAUAGUUCAAAAUAAAACAUGAAAAAAUAAAAAAAUUGAGGUGGAACGAAGUAUUUAGUGCUGCUCUGACAUCAGACAUUAAACAGAUAAACAGCCUUUAUAUUCUGCAUCUCUGAUGUGUGAUGGUUGUAUAAAAAAAACAUUUCACUUUGUUUACCUGCAUUUUGAUUCUCAAGAUUUAAAGAUUAGUUUUUGAAAGUGGCUCCAUAGCACUUACUGAUUGCACUUAUCUUUGGGUCAGUUGUUUCUAUGCAAAGUUUAUGUACAUGAAUAGUUUAUCUGAAAUUGAUUGACAUGUCUGGCUCGAGGCAUUUGAAUAAAGAGCAUUGUGAAUUAA
Molecule: messenger RNA, 5762 nt
Organism: Poeciliopsis prolifica (blackstripe livebearer)
Lineage: Eukaryota; Metazoa; Chordata; Actinopteri; Cyprinodontiformes; Poeciliidae
Gene: arhgap30
Product: rho GTPase-activating protein 30
Exons: 13
Coding region: 327-3821 (1164 amino acids)
Biological process (GO): small GTPase-mediated signal transduction
Molecular function (GO): GTPase activator activity
Source: RefSeq, a predicted model, not a curated record